Molecule: messenger RNA, 729 nt
Organism: Rhizophagus irregularis DAOM 181602=DAOM 197198
Lineage: Eukaryota; Fungi; Glomeromycota; Glomeromycetes; Glomerales; Glomeraceae
Source: RefSeq, a predicted model, not a curated record
AUCGACGUAACAUAAUAAAAAUAUGAAUAUUGUUCAAGAAGUUGAAGUUCUCCAACAGGAAAUUGCAAACGGACCUCCAUUAUUUCCUCCCCCAAACGCAAAUGCUGUAGAGUUGUCCGAACAGUUUAGACGGAAUGAUACCCGCGCAAACAAACCCAUAAAUGGCCGUACGUUGUUAUAUCAUUUCAUUAGAAAUCAAACUCAGCAAACAUACAGUAGGUAUGCUAUUGAUAAGGUUACUGGAGAUUUAUGGCGAACUACGACUCGAAAUAAUAAAUUCGCUUAUUCUAACCUAAGUGAUCAAAUAAAUUCAAUCAACCGCAUCUAUACGGGUGAAUAGUGGCGGUAAUUAAAUCAUUGGACAUCGGUCAUUUUAAAAAAAUUAUGAACGUUUAACUAAAAAAAUAAGAUAAUAUAUGAUGGUCAUUUUAUACGAGAUAAUAUAAUUUUUAUAUUUUCAUUUUUGUUUUCUUUUACGAAUAUUUUCUUCGCUAGUUAAAUGUUUUGAUAAUAUUUAAUUAUAUAGAACGUUAGUUACAUUUAAUCUUUUUAGGAAUUGGCAAUUUUUGGCAUAAAAUCUGAAUGUGAAUUUUUUAUUCCUUACUGGUUAUGGAAUUUUCGGAAUUUUCUAGUAAAUAAAAAGAAUGAUAAAGAAUAAUUUUAUACAAUGAGUCUUUUUUCGUGUUAGAAUUUCCAUAAUUAAAAUUUUAUUGCGAAAUUUCCCGGGUU